GAGCUAUGAUGCAGACAGCAAAUCACAUGAGCAGGGAUCUGUUUACAAACUGAGACCUUUAGACAGAGAACGUGGGGAAGAGAGACGAGGAAGGAGAGUGAAUGUGAGAAGAAAAGAGAAAAAAAAGAAACCACAGGCGGAGAGAGGAGACCCUAGGUUUGAGUUACCAUUGGCUGCAUUGUCUUCCUGCAUUGACAUACCUCCCCGUGUUCUGUGUUCACAGCAGGAAGCCGGGGGAAGAGAUGAGUUGCUGCUUUCCACGGGAACACUGAGAGGCUGCCUGCCUGCUUGGCUGGCUGUGCUGCCGGGAGAACCCGUCCACGUCCCUCCCUUUGUCUCUCCAUAAUUGGCAACGGCAGGUUUUCACAGCCAGAGAGGACGAAAGCGGCGUGGAGAUCUAAAAGGAGCGGACAGAGGAGUGAGAAGAAAGGGAAAAGAGAACAGAAGAAGAGGAAGGGAAGGACAGCCUUGUCACAGUGUUUUGAAGGGGGAAACAAAGCCAGAGGAUCAUAACAAAAGUGCUGUAUGGGAUUUGGAAUACAUUUCCUUGUCUUGUCAGUGACAUUGGUGUCUUCUCAUCAGCACAACUCGGAUUCUUUGUCAUUUGUGGGGAAUGCACAAAGGAGCACUUUAGUUUCUACCUCUGAUACAUUCGCAGCCGUCUGGGAGUCAAAAUCUCACAUAAGUGGAUGUUUUUUAUGACAUUCAUGGGGUAAAAUCAUCCCAGCAGACUGAAACAUUGUGUUCAAGGUCCUAGGUGUCUCUGAUCAGGUGUACUGACUCUAGACCACAAGGAUUUAACACAGGUAUAAGAGGAACCUGGAGGCGGACAUCAUUUUCAGUGCUGGAAACAAUCCCAGAAAAGUUGUGCAAAUCAUAGUUUGUGAUACUGGAACGGCUUACUGGGUUUGCUAUAUGAACAUUUGAUGCAUCCUGUCCACUGGUGUAACGGGUGUCUAUGUAACCUCGGACUGCAGAACUCUGAUCCUUACUGCAAGAUGACAUCAGAAACAUUGCACGAACUGCCGCUCAACGUCUACAUAAUCAUCCUGGGCAUUGGCCUCUUCAUCCUCAUGCUCAGCCUCAUCUUCUGCUGCUACCUGUUCAGACUGAGGCGACGAGGUGCUAGAGGGCAGUACGGCUACAACGAGGUUGUUUUAAAAGGAGCGGAGAAGAAACUGAGCCUACUUGGUCAAACAUGUGCGGUGUGCUUGGAAGAGUUUCGCAGCAGGGACGAGCUUGGAGUGUGCCCGUGUUCCCAUGCUUUUCACAAAAAGUGUCUGCUAAAAUGGUUAGAGAUUCGCAGCGUGUGCCCCAUGUGCAACAAGCCCAUUUGUCGCCUCCAGCCUGACCACCAGCAACCAGUGCCUCAGAGUCUCCUGGAGGUCUGAGAGUGGAGCGUACGUCCAGCAGCACUCCACGGCUCUUCAGUCAAUUGACCUGUCACUGUACAGAAUCCUGUUCCACAAUCUGACACACAGUACUUUUAGUAAUGUGAGUAUUUAUGAGGCAGAGCUCUUCUGAAAGUGAAAAUAAAUAUAGAUAUGAGAGUAAAUAAGGAAAGCCAAAGAACAUUCCCGGCAAACUGAAUAAGGUGAGAGAUUGGAAUGGUAACCACAUUUAAUCUGUAUGUACACGGCAUUCAUGAUAGAGUUGCAGUAGGUUGAAAUCAACCAAAGGCAGAAAAAAGGAGAAAGUUCAAAAAUAACCAGCCAUCUCAUAUGGCUUUCCCAUCAUUGAAUUCACAGAACUCAAACCUCUCUCUCCCACCUGAAGGUCCUGCAUGUUCCUGCUUGGAAUUCAUUUCUUUAGAUAAAAGGUGUACACUUGCAAUUUAGAGUCUAUUAAUUUAGUUUGGUGUUAUUCUCCCUUUGUGCAGCCAUGCACAGCUCCAAGUGCUCUGGGUAUGUUUGGAUCACCCACUCAUGACUAGCUUUGCAGACACAAAACAGACUUUUUUUAAAGUCAAACUAACACAACCAUGAUAGCGAUGAUCAUCACUAUCGACCAUAGCUGGGAAUGGCCCAGAGACCAGAAAGCAGUUUCUAGUGGAGGACUUGUUUAAGGCCAAAAAGGCAUAUGAGGUCAGAAGGUAGCACUAAGUUUUUCAGUUUUGGCUCUCUUCAAGUUUGUCCUCUUUUCCCAGCUGGCAUCAAGUGAGGUUUGACUGUUUUGAACAGAGGUGGAAGAGAUUCAGUGAGCAUGGGCACACCAAGAGUUAGCAAUCCAAGUGGAGCAGACGUGGAGGGAGAGGUGCAGCACUUCACAGUGGGAUAAUCUGGAGUCAGAUUUAAAUAAAGCUACUUUUUAAUGGUGUGGUCACAGAAUUAUUAUUUCACCUCUUGGCGAUCAGCUAUUCCAGUCUGUGCGGAUUGCCUCGCCGAUCAUGAGCUAGCUUUUUAAAGCCUGAAAACAAAACCCAGAGAAAGUGCAGCAGUCCACUUUCCUCUGCAACUGCUGGAUUACAGCGUGCUGGGAGGUUAUCGAUUUUCUUUUUUUUCAUUGUUGCCAAAACGAUUUUGUCCACUGUAGCUUUAACACAGUCAAGCCAGAUGUGUAAACUAAUGGACAAGUGCCUUCAAGAUGCAUACAAUGCAAAGCCCACUAAAAACAGAUGAAGUAUUUAAGAGACUUUGUAAUAUAAAAGAGAAAAAGAAACUGGAUUUGAAGUGAAAAAUGUAGCAUCCAUGUAGUUUUGUCAAAAAAACAAACAAACAACAAAAACAACAAUAACUCAGACCACAAAUCAUGCUUCCCUUCAUCAACCUGUGAUGACAAAGUUGUUACGAUUCGUGUUUGAAAUUCAGUUUGCUGGUUAUGGUGGAAGAGUCGGUGCUACAUGUGAACAGUGAAAGUGAAACUUGUCAGACAUAAGUCUAAACUUCAGACUUCAAAAGGCUCCAGUUUAAUAUAGACACAAGUUUUGCUUCAGGUUGUUGAUCAAGUGGGGUCAGAUAAUAUAGCUUUACUAUAACUGAACUAAUGAGAUUAUUUCUGCCUUCAGAGCAGCUCUGCCUCUGAGAAAUGUUUGUAUGACAAACUCCAGUCUGCUUGUUUUUUUUGUUCUUUUACUUUACCCAAAAAUGACAUGCAGCUCCUUGUGAACAUGAUUUGCUUUGAUCGUUUGCUACAUUUUCAUAGAGCCUGAGAAAAAAAGUGCAGUCUCUUGACAAUGUUAUGAAGAGAUCUGAACCUCCUUUGUCUCUGUGUGAUGAGACGACAACGAUGAUGAUGAUGAUGAUGAAUGCAGAGACUGUAAAGAAAGUGCAAAAUGACCCACGGGGCUGAUUUAACUUAAGGAAAUGGGAUUAUUUUGAACUAACAAGAGGAAGAGGUGUAUUUAUUCAGGUGUAUCUACUAUUUCUCAGUCAGCUCUGUACUAUACUGGGUUGCCAAGCUGAGUGAAGGUAGCCAUGUCCCAAAUGUCUCGAGUGACUCACCCACUAAAAUAUACCUGAUUUUGAUAUUUGUUUCUUCUUCUUUAAAAAAAAAAUCAUAACAAGGUUUCAGUAAAAUAUACUGUGAGUCUGUGAUGACACAGCACUUUUGCAGGAGUGCUAACAUGAACUAAUUCAUCUUUAAGGCAAUCUUAGCUCCCCAUGUGUGAAGAGCUACACUUGCUAAAGUAAGAAGGGACUGAAGUGACAUGAAAGAGCCUGUCCGAGAACAAGUGAGGUACAUCAUAAUUAUAAUUCUCUGUGUUCACCAUGUUAUACAGGUUAAGUACUGUGUAAACUGUAACUAUAACAGUUUCUGACUUCUAAAAUAUAUUCAGUACAAUCAGCUUUUUGAUAAGGUUGUCUGGACCCACGUCUUUUUUUUUUGUCUAGAUUUGUUACAUGUACACAAUUAAAACUGUUUAUUUCUAUGUUGUCAUUUUAAUAUAUGAAAGAAAAGCCUGUUGGUACUCUCGCUAUAUUUUAGCAACUCUGAUCUUUUACAAUGUGUCCUCAUACAGAAUAAUCACAGUGUUAUAACCAAUGAGGUGCCACCUUAUCAGUGCUAUAUAAAUGUACCCACCAAUAAUUCUGUGUAAGUUUAAAUGCAGUUUGUUGUUAUCUUUUUAGCAGUGUCUUUGGUGUUGACAACCUCAGCCUGUUGGUUCGUCUCUCCAUCAAACACUUUGAGCUUUGAAGAAACCAGACAAUUAUUGUACCGCUAUGGGAUGCUGUAAAAACCAUAACUGGUCCCCAGUGGGGAUCCAGAUUACUUUAAAAUUAAAGUAUUCACAUAUCUGUUGA
Messenger RNA from Maylandia zebra (zebra mbuna), 4241 nucleotides. Its product is annotated as RING finger protein 122. NCBI's taxonomy places the organism in Eukaryota, Metazoa, Chordata, Actinopteri, Cichliformes, Cichlidae. Gene Ontology annotation, molecular function: zinc ion binding. The record is from RefSeq and is a predicted model, not a curated record.